AUGAAUUAUUUGGAAAGCGAAAAUAAUACCAAGCUCACCCACUUUGUCCUGGUGGGGGUGUCGGGGCAGCCCCAUCUCCAGAUCAUCCUCUUCAUGUUGGGUCUGAUCAUGUACCUCGUCACUGUCAUCGGGAACACCCUCAUCAUCGUCGUCAUCAUACUGGACUCUCGCCUUCACACGCCCAUGUACUUCUUCCUCAGCAAUCUGUCUCUACUUGACAUCUGUGGUUCGACAACCACAGCGCCCCAGUCCCUCAUCAACUGCUUGCAAGACUACCCCAUCAUCUCUUACGACGCCUGCUAUGCCGAAAUGGGGAUCUCCCUGUGUUUAGGUGUGACAGAGUGCUUUCUCCUUUCUGUCAUGGCUUAUGAUCGGUUCAUAGCCAUCUCCAGCCCCCUGCGCUAUACGGUGAUAAUGAACAAAGCAGUCUGUCUAAGCCUGACUGGGAUUUCUUGGAUCAUCGCCUUCUUAACCUCUAUCAUCCCAAUGCUGGUGACCCCUGUGAACUUUUGCGGCAACAAUGUGGUCAACCACUUUGCGUGCGAGAUGCAGGCCGUGCUGAAACUGGUCUGCUCCGACACGUCGACCAGCCUCGUCCUGGUGUUCGUUGGUUCUAUCUUCACACUCGUCAUUCCCUUUAGCUUCAUCAUCAUCUCCUAUCUCCGGAUUGUGGUGGCAGUCCUAAACAUCCGCUCAACAGAGGGGCGACUCAAAGCUUUCUCCACCUGUGGCUCCCACCUAACGGUGGUAACUAUAUACUAUGGGACCCUCAUUUACAUGUACGCAAAACCCCAGACCAAAGAAUCGGAAGACAAGGACAAGAUCAUCUCCAUAUUUUAUGGAUCUGUGACGCCUAUGCUAAAUCCUCUCAUUUAUACUUUGAGAAACAAGGAUGUGAAAGGGGCCCUAAAGAAAAUAGCUGGAAAAUCAAAAGCCUGA
Molecule: messenger RNA, 939 nt
Organism: Antechinus flavipes (yellow-footed antechinus)
Lineage: Eukaryota; Metazoa; Chordata; Mammalia; Dasyuromorphia; Dasyuridae
Product: olfactory receptor 13H1-like
Exons: 1
Coding region: 1-939 (312 amino acids)
Biological process (GO): G protein-coupled receptor signaling pathway
Cellular component (GO): membrane
Molecular function (GO): G protein-coupled receptor activity; olfactory receptor activity
Source: RefSeq, a predicted model, not a curated record